AUGUGUAGACUUCACAACCAUGAGUUAGUUGCUACUCUAGAAAAUAAUGCAUUUAUGAGACGCUUAAAAGAAGAGGAUAAGAAACAUGUUGAUGAGCUGAUAAAGUAUCACGUUGCACUGAGACACAUCUUGUCAUCUUUAAGAGAUCGAGAUAAGGAGAAUGUGACUAAUAUCUCUCAAAUUUAUAAGCGAAGAAGCACAUACAUGAAGAAUUUGAAAGGACCUAGAAUUGAUAUGCAACAUCUGUUGAAGUUACUUGAAGCUAAGAAGUAUGCUAGUUGGAGUAGGAAUCAUGGAGAUUCCAACGUUGUGAGGGACAUGUUUUCGACGCACCCAGAUUUUAGAACUGUGUUGAACAUGUUCCCUCUUGUAUUGAUCAUGGAUAUCACCUUCAAAACCAACAAGUAUAUGUUACUAUUGUUUGAAACUAUUGGUGUAACUUCAACUGAGUUGGAUGUAACGUUGCAUUUUCUUAUAUGGAUUGUGAGCGUCAAGAAAAAAUUUGUUGGGCAUUGGAGAAGUUAA
Molecule: messenger RNA, 525 nt
Organism: Cicer arietinum (chickpea)
Lineage: Eukaryota; Viridiplantae; Streptophyta; Magnoliopsida; Fabales; Fabaceae
Source: RefSeq, a predicted model, not a curated record